This is a messenger RNA of Lucilia sericata (common green bottle fly), 2915 nucleotides long. RefSeq lists its product as uncharacterized. The coding region runs from base 981 to 1481 and encodes 166 amino acids. The record is from RefSeq and is a predicted model, not a curated record. Lineage: Eukaryota; Metazoa; Arthropoda; Insecta; Diptera; Calliphoridae. The transcript is spliced from 2 exons.
AAAAUAAUUGUUGAAAAAAAAAAGAAAUAAAUAAACUUAUAUAUUUUGAAAAACUAAAAACUUAUUUAACAGAUUUUUAAAACAAAAGAAUAAUAAAAAAUCAAUUAUAUUUAUGAUAAUGGUAUUUAAAUGUACAAAAUAAAUUGAUAAAUUAAAUAUUAACUAUAUAUGGAAAAUUAAAACAAAAAAAAAAAACAAGAAUAAUUUGCAACAAAAGUGCUUCUACAUUAUUUAUAUAUAAAAACCUACAACUAUACAGUAACAUUUAUAUAAAAUAUAUAUUUAAAUAAAAGUUGAUUUUAAAUAUUUAUAAACUGUUAAUAGAAUUACAGCGUACAAAAAAGCUAACAACAAAAUUACAGCUUUUUUUCCAUUUUUAGUAGAAAUAACAGCAACAAAAAAACUGCAAAAGUUAAUUUACUCAAAUAAAUACAAUUGUGGUUUUAAAUAUUCUACAAAAAAAAAUCAAAUAAAAUAUAAAACAAAAAAAACCUAAAAUUACUAAAAUAAAUUAAAUCCUAUUUAAAUAAUAAAAAUAAUUAAAAUUAAACAAAAAAAAAAAAACAAUAUUAUUAUAAAUUAUAAUUAAUUAUAUAAAUAAAACAAUAUUUACAAACAAACUACAACAAAAUAAAUAAAUAUAAAACUAAUAAGCUUCCACACGCAUACACUCAAAUUAACUAAUAUAAAUGUUUUAAAAAUUAUUACUAAAUAUAAAAGAAUAUAAAUGAAUAACAAAAACCAAAAAAAAAAAUCAAAUACAAAAAUUAUAAACAAUUAAAGUUACUAUUUUAUGAAAAAAAUAUCAAAAAAUAUUAUUAAAAUAAAAUCAAAUAGUAGAAGAACCUAAAUAUCAAAAACAACUAUUUUUGUGUCAAUAUUUUAUUCCAAAUCUAAGCAAAGAUCUUAAAAAAGACAUAAAAAUAAAUAAAUAAAAAAAAUAUAUAUAUAUUUUUUAAAACUAAUAUAUUUUAAACUAAAUGUUACACUAUCAGCAAAACGAACAAUAUCCACAAUUGUUACCCUCAAAUCGACAACAACAACAACAGCAGCAGCAACAAGUUCCAGUUUUAAAAGUCUAUUAUUUACGUUUAAAUUCUAAAGAAGACGGCUCUAAGGCAGCCGCCUGUCUAUUCGACAACAACAAUAGCAGCAGCAACAGUAGUCGAAAUACGAAUACAACAAUGAAAACUUUAGCACCCAAUAUACGACGGCGACGUCGUUGUGAUCGUCAUCAUUUAGAAUUAUAUCAUGGUGGUGAGGGUGGCCAUAAGGCUUCUUCCUCAUCGACUUCAUCACCCACCACGGAAUUUCCUCCAAAAUCAAAAUCGGCUUCAACAUCACCUAUUAGUGAUUUGGGUAUACCGGCUCCACCCAUUACACCGCCGCCCGCUUUCCUUUCGGAAGGCUAUCGACGUUCGACCACACCCAGCAAGAGUGCAGCAGUUAAGAGGUCUUUAGGUAUGUACAAAUUGAAGUGAUCAAAAACUAUUGCUAAAAAAAUACUAGUAAGUAACUUUACUAUAAAUUUAAAAACCAUUUCCGUUUAUCAACCACUUCCAUUAUACAACAAACAUUAUAGUUUUGUAUAAAACCUAUAAAAAAAAAACCUAUUGCCUACUUAAAGGCUAUUCAUACAAGCAAUAAAGAUUUACCGAUUAAAAAGUUAUUUCUGUCCAAUUAUCUAACAAAUUGUUAAAAUUUUUGCACUUUAUUCAAUUUGAAACACUUCAGUUAUCUUAAAAUAUAAAUCUAGAAAAUAUCUCUGACACACAUAAGUACUAAAACAACAAAUAAAACAAACACUCAAAGUAAAAGUAAAUCCAGUACAAAAACAAAUUAAAAAUACAUUAAAACAGUAUAAAAUUUUAUAAAAAAAAUACAAAUUCUUAUCAAACAAAUAUUGACUGACUACAUGUAAUAAAAACAACCCCAAAACCAAAGUCAACGAGUACAAUACCUCAACACUAGUUUAAACAUUAUAUUUCAUAUAUUUAUACAUACACACAUACAUAUGUAUGUAUAAUACAAAAAAAUAUAUAUAAAACAUCAAUUGUACACACCAAUACUAAUAAAGAAACACAAUGAAGUAUAAAAAUAUCCCAGUAGUGAACUGCCAUUGUCUGUCACGUCAUGUCGUGUGUCAGUAUACUACAAAAACAAGUUGACAACUUUAACAAACAAAGGACAACAGCAGCAACAACAACUACAACUGUGAAAAAACAUUGUCGACAUCAUCGUCAGCCAUCAUGUUGUUGAAAGUAGAAAAUAAAACACAAACGUGACAAUUUAAAGAUGAAAAAUAAAUGAUAGUCAGUGGGAGCGAGAUAGAGCUCAGAGUUAACUCGCUGAAUAAUGAAGAAUAAAUAGAAUAACUACUAGAGCAGCAUCAACAGCAAACAAACAAACAAAUAAAACUCUUUGCUGAACAUUGAAAUUGUAUUGAAAUAUUAAAUUGUUUUAAAAAGCGUAAUCUACGAUGUUGUAUUUGUUGAUGUUGUAGCAAACAUUUUUUAACAAUUUUAAACUUUUUUCUUGAAGUUGAAAAUAUAGCAAACAGUUGCAAUGGUUUUAAAAUAGAUUACAUGUUUUCAGGGGCAAUUUUCUAAAAAUACCACAUGACGCGGUUAGAAUAGUGACAGUCAGUCAGAAGAGGUGUUAAUUUGGAUGCCUAUAAGGCAUACAAAGGUCAUAAGCAAUGCAUUCAACUAAAGGGUGAUGUAAUCAAAAGAAGACGGCAGACAGAGUAUAGACUAGACUAUAGUCUACACUGGAGCAUAGUACAGUCAACACAAUGACCAGAUUAUAAAGUAGACUGUGGCUUAGACUGUGGUCUAGACUAUAGUCAAGAAUAUAGACUAGACUGUGGUCUAGACUAUAGUCAAGACUAUAGACUAGACUGUGGUCUAGACUAU